Messenger RNA from Meleagris gallopavo (turkey), 1625 nucleotides. NCBI's taxonomy places the organism in Eukaryota, Metazoa, Chordata, Aves, Galliformes, Phasianidae. The record is from RefSeq and is a predicted model, not a curated record.
ACAUCAGUGAGGAGCGGUUGGGUGACGCCAGUGGAACAGACAAUGCUGAGACUUACAGUGACAAAGACACAGACCAAAGGAGUUCCCCAGACAUGACUAAAGCCAAAACCUGCUUCACUCCUGAAAGCCCAGAAAUUGUAUCAGUGGAUGAGGUUGGUUAUGCAGUUCAGAAAAAUGGUGGGAGCACAGAGAGCCGUCCAGAGAGCCCCAAGUAUCAUGCAGAGCAGAACCACCUCCUGAUAGAAGGUCCUUCUGGGACAGUUUCUUUACCUUUUAGCUUGAAAGCCAACAGACCUCCACUGGAAGUGCUGAAAAAGAUUUUCCCUAACCAGAAGCCGACUGUGCUGGAGUUGAUCCUGAAGGGAUGUGGUGGUGACCUGGUGAGCGCUGUUGAGGUUCUCCUGUCCAGUCGGUCUUCAGUGGCCAGCGGGGAGAGAACUUCUGCAGAGCCAGAUGGUCUAGUUCUGCCUUCCAACGGGCACAUUUUUGAACACACGCUGAGUUCCUAUCCUAUUUCCUCUUCCAAGUGGUCUGUGGGCUCGGCCUUCAGGGUCCCCGACACGCUGAGGUUCUCUGCCGAUUCCAGCAAUGUUGUGCCCAAUCCUCUGGCCGUACCUUUGCAGCACCCAUUCCCUCAGCCACCUCGCUACCCGCUGAUGCUGAGGAACACUUUGGCAAGAAACCAGUCCAGUCCUUUCCUGCCUAAUGAUGUCACCCUGUGGAACACCAUGACGCUGCAGCAGCAAUACCAGCUGCGGUCCCAGUACGUCAGUCCUUUCUCUAGCAACUCGGCCAGCGUCUUCCGAAGCUCUCCUGUCCUUCCUUCUCGCUCAUCGGAAGAUCCUAGGAUCUCAAUCCCUGAUGACGGAUGUCCUAUUGUGUCUAAGCAACCUCUUUACACAGAAGAUGAGUAUGAUGAAAGGUCUGAUUCUUCAGACUCGAGAAUACUCAACACGUCUUCAUAGAAUGACUUUGGCAUACGAUAAGUAAAUGAUAUUUGCAUUGCAGCUGAACUACUGAGCCUGAAGAGGAGAGACAUAUACUCUAUGAAACCUUUGCAAUUGUAUUAAAAGGUGACUUUGCUUGGUAUUGUACUAUAGCAAUAAAGACAUAACUUAUUGAAUUUCUUGCACUUCAUUGGAUAAUGCCAAAUAGCAAUACUCUGGCUUUAACUCUGAGUGUGUACUACAAAGGAAGACUUUACGGCCAUCGGUUACGGGACUCUGGAAGAUUCGUAGCAGAAACAGAAGCUCAAGGUCUACUUUGUUCCUUAACUCAGACAACUGGGGAUAUUAAACUAGAAUACUUGAAUGCUGUUUUAUAAGAGAGAACUCCUCAGGACAUAAGAAAUCAAACAAAAGUAGUUCAAUUGCAGACGGACUAAAACAAGGACCAGUCAUCAUCUUUGCAUUGAAAGAAAAGGCAGAAGAAUUAUGCACAUGGAACUAGCAUGAACUGCUUCUGUACUGUUUGAGCUUGGACACUUUUUAGAGAAAUAAUCUUACGAGUUAUUCUUUUCCCAUGGCUAGGUCGAAACGUGUAAUGUCAGUGUAAAACCAAUUACAGCUGUGAAUUGCAUGAAGUGUAUUGUGAAAUGAACACAAGAUUAAACAUUGUCAGGUUAA